UGAGUUGCUUUGUUGUACAUAAGUAUUAAAUACGUGGUCGGGUGGUGAAAAUUUAUCAUAUUGUAAAUUUUUGUUUGUUCGAGAUACACAUACCCGUCAUAAUGAAGAAAUCGAUUACUAUCGUCGUCGUAUGCGUAGCGUUCUUCGUACAGGUUAAUCAAAGUUCAGCCAAAGUACAGACAAUAGAUGAAGUAUUCAAAGAUCCGCUAUACGAACCUUUAUCAAAAAAUGCCAGGAGUUUAGUGGCAACCAUGUUGGAUCAUGUACAAUACAUGCUUCGCAACAAAUAUGCUGCCGAUGCUUUAGUAACCGUAGCUACCAAUACCGAAAAAGUACUCACUUCUCAGAGUGGACAAGAUAACAUCUUGGCCAUCCUCGACCUAAUCGGAUUCCUUCUGAAAGAUCCCAAAGCUUCAAAGAUCAUCGCUAUCUGGUGCGACAAAGCUGACAAACUGGUAACGAGCGAAGAAGGCAGAGCUUUUUUGAGAGCUAUGAUCCAAAGCUUCCAUCGAGUUCUAUCCACCAGCAAUGUCCUAGGAGCUGCUACAGCUAUGAUGGAAGGUAUCGAGUACGCCUUGACCACAUUAUCACCCCAUGAAAUUAAAAGAGGAAUGAGCGUAAUGCAAAGUUACAUCGUCAAGUCGAGCGGCAAUCUCAGUGUUCCAGAAACAGAUCUUGUAAGCAGAGAAAUACAUGGAUACACCAAUGAUUUCGAACCCGGUAGUUUUGCUCAAAAUUUCCAACCGCAAUCUCCAAGGGCAUAAAAUAACGUUUAAAAAACACGAUUAGCUUUAAUCAGUUACUGUACCAACUACGCAAUUUCCUCGUCAUUCUAGACAAAUGUACUCCCUCAUUCAUGUUUUAAAAUAAAAAAUUCGUCUCACAAGAAA
Molecule: messenger RNA, 890 nt
Organism: Planococcus citri (citrus mealybug)
Lineage: Eukaryota; Metazoa; Arthropoda; Insecta; Hemiptera; Pseudococcidae
Exons: 2
Coding region: 102-764 (220 amino acids)
Source: RefSeq, a predicted model, not a curated record